AUGUCUUACGGCAAGGGGUCAGCGAGACCUGACGCUAUGAGUCUCCCAGAACACCUAAUACCACAUGGUAUGCUUGGUCAAAUUGGAAGAAGCCAACGACCCCCGCAAGAAUUGAAUAACUCACAGUCUUACCACGAGACAGAUUCUGCUCCUAGUCAUACCGAGUUUGUCUCAUCGGCUGCGGAUGCAGCUUUUGACAAUUCUAAUAAGUUAUCUCACUCCUCACUGCUGCUACUGUACGACAGGCAACAACAACAACUACCACAAGGCAUGGUGAAUCAAUAUCCCGACACAAAAUCCGCUGGUUAUAACUCUAGGUGGGCAGGGCCAUCCACUGGCAAAGCGCCCUACCCCACGUCCAACAACUUUUCAAACCCAGAUAGCCUCAAUGAUGCUCAGCACUCCCAACAAAUUCCUUAUAAUGGGAGGUACCAGCCACAGUAUACUGCUCACCAGGUAAACCGUCCACAAUAUCAAGGCCAGAGGCUGAUGACAAGCACGCUGAGUAACCCUUACCCGGCACCAUACGCGAACUCGAGCGCUGGUCAGCUUCCGAGGCAGGGCCUGCGAGGCACACUUCAAUCACAAAACGGAAGCUCACUCUCACUUGAUACUACGGGCUCCAUUCAGAAUCCACCAUAUGGAGCUGGUCCUCCUUUUGGAACUGUGCCUGAGUAUGGCUACGCGGAACAUCCCACCUCAAUGAACUCCGGUGUUACCGGACAGCAUGAUAUGCCCCAUCUCAACCUGGCCUUCAAAGACUCAGUAAUUCUCACAAUCAACAUGAAGGAUGGAUUGGAAUACCAUGACUCUUUUACUGGCGACACAGCAGUUGAUGUGAUUUGCAGCAUUAUCCGCACCAAUGACAGAAAUCUUGCAUUGCUCUUAGGACGCUCAUUAGAUGCACAGAAGUUCUUUCACGACGUUACAUACAAUCACAGACUAAGAGACCUGAGUCACGAGGUUUACACAUUCAGCCGGAAUUACAAUGAUGUUGAAUUUUUCGCAGAAGAUGGGAAUGGCCAUGGCAGCAACAAUAAUUCGAAUCGUGGUUCGUUUAAUGAGCAUCAGAUGUCCGUUCUGCCGCAGCCUCCAUCAUCUGCCCCAUAUCCUACCUCAUCAGCACCUCCAAGUAUACCUCCAAGCCCCGUCGAUGGUGGCAUUGCUGUCUUUGGACAGAAUCACAAGCCACGAGAGCUCCAGGAAUCUUCAGGUGUCAACGGUGUGUUCACAAUUUUGAGUAACUGUUAUUCGCCAACUUGUACACGCGAUAGUCUUUGUUACUCUAUUGCUUGUCCCCGCAGAUUAGAGCAACAAGCAAGACUAAACAUGAAACCAAGAGGUGGACUUAAAAGAGCAGUUUCUAGACUUUCUUUGCAUGACAAUGAGACCAACAAAACACUUUGGCACGAAACUGUCGAUCAACUGGUUCUUGAUGAUCUCGAUAAACAUGAGAAGAUGCGCCAAGAACUAAUCUACGAGCUUAUCUAUACUGAGAGAGAUUAUGUCAAGGAUCUUGAGUUUAUGACAGACUUUUACAUACUUCCAUUGCGCAAUCCGGCGAAUAAUAUCAUUCCAGAGCGUGAACGGGAGGCUUUCAUACGAACUGUCUUCGGUGGAGUGAGUGAAUUGCUACGCCUUGGAAAGAGUCUUAGUGAAGCACUCACGAACAGGCAACAGCAACAGAAACCUGUCGUGGAGAGUGUUGGUGACGUGUUUUUGCAGUUUGUGGGCUCCUUUGAUCCAUUCAUUAAAUACUCUGGUAACAAGGUCUUCGCCAGUUUCGAACAUGAAAGGCAGCAACAAGUGAACGUCAAAUAUGCGAGAUUUUUGGAUGCGAUUGAGAAGAAACCAGAGUCAAGGAAACAAGACUUAUCAUCAUUUUUGAUUAAGGGUGUUCAACGUCCUGCAAGGUACCAACUUCUUUUAGGCGGUAUCCUUAAGAAUACGAAUGAAUCAUCUCCGGACUACAAGAAUCUUGUGAAAGCAAAGGAAGAAAUUGAAAAGGUAUUGAAUAAGAUCAACAUCCAGACUGGUGAAAGUACUGAUCGUCAUAAGAUAAUGGUUUUGCAUAGACUUCUUGGCCGGCAAACACUAGAGGACAGAUUCAACUUCAAACUCAACUACAACAAUAGGAUUAUUUAUCAGGUUACACUCAGCAGAAAGCGUGAUAAUGAGAAGAUUGAUCUCUAUUUGUUUGAACACGCAUUAUUGCUCGUGAAACACAAGAUACAAAACAAGAGAGAAGUCCACAAGGUCUUUGAAAAGCCGAUUUACUUGCCAUUGCUUUUUGUGAACAGUGGGUAUGAUUCUCCAGGAAUCAAGUCCAUUCUACAGUUUAGAGAAAACGGUUCAAUAGUAUCUGACACGAGUUUGAGAAAUCGUGCUGAAGCAUCAAACUAUAAUCCCGUAUCUUCCUCGCAGCAAAAGCUUCAGGUCAAUUUCUUGGGACUUGGUAAUAAUCCUGUGCAUGUCUCGUUGUACGCAGACGAUGUUACCAAUCAGAGCCAAAUCUUACUGCAAGUUCAGCAGCAGCAAAGGAAACUACUUGAUAAGCAUGAUAUAUUUUCCCUAAGCAAGUAUGAGACUCGAAGGUUCACUGGUCACAAUAGGAUUAAUUGUGCAGUGCCUUGCUACGGUGGAAAGAAGUUGUUAUACGGUACCGAUGCUGGCGUUUGGGUUUCUACUGUGCGUUCUAUCAGCAUGACGUCUAAUGAGAAGAUUUGUUCUGACCCAACAAUGGUAAUCAGCAAGCCUUACAUUUCCCAAAUGGAGGUUUUGGUUGAGUAUUCAAAGUUAUUGGUUCUUUCUGAGAAGACGUUGUAUGAGUUCGACCUUUCAUGCACGGACUCGCUUGACCAUGUGAAGAAUACGAGAAGUGGAAAGAUUAUACUCAACUAUGUGUCUUUUUUCAAAACAGGCGUUUGUGAUGGUCGAUUGUUGGUUUGCGCAGUAAAGAGUGGAAGUGCAAAAGCUAUCAGCAUUGUUGAGCCCACCAAUCCAUUUGACCCCAAGAUGAGAGGAAAGGGAAAGAAACCGGAGGUUCGAGAGAUUGCUUUCAUGUCCGAGCCUGUCUCGAUUUCAUUUUUGAAGACCAAGUUGUGUAUUGGUUGCACGAAGGGUUUCGAAAUUUUAUCCCUCGAAGCUGGAAGGAAAGAGCCUAUUCUUGAUGAAGCAGACCCUUCAUUGGAUUUUGCCACGCAAAGAGAAAGUGUGGCCCCUCUAGGUAUUCAUAGGUUGGGGAAGAAUUUCCUUUUGAGUUACAGUGAAUUUUCCUUCUUGAUCAACCGUAACGGUUGGAGAACAAAACAUGACUGGGGAAUAUUUUGGGAGGGUUCACCGCAAAAUAUUGCAUUAUUCUAUCCAUACUUGUUGGCUUUCGACCCUGGUUUCAUUGAGAUACGUGACUUGGAAAGCACGACUCUUAUCAGAGCAUUGAUUGGUGAAAACAUUCGAUUCUUGCAUUCGAACGAGCACGAGGCUUUGUAUGCGUGUGAAGAAAAUGGCUACGAUAUCAUCGUUUCGAUUGACUUCUUAAAUUUGAAGCCGAAGCAAAAAAGUUAA
Messenger RNA from Candidozyma duobushaemuli, 3564 nucleotides. It is a transcript of the gene ROM2, whose product is annotated as Rho family guanine nucleotide exchange factor. Gene Ontology annotation, biological process: intracellular signal transduction. The record is from RefSeq and is a predicted model, not a curated record. The coding region runs from base 1 to 3564 and encodes 1187 amino acids. Gene Ontology annotation, molecular function: guanyl-nucleotide exchange factor activity. The transcript is spliced from 2 exons. Lineage: Eukaryota; Fungi; Ascomycota; Pichiomycetes; Serinales; Metschnikowiaceae.